AUGAGCCUCCGUAGACGCGCACGGGAAGAUGCAGAACGGCGACUGCAACUAACUACUACUCUGUUCCACCUCCUUGACCAGUGCCACGAAGAUCUGUCACGGGAGAUCCGAGUCGAGACAGAUGCGGCCUUGACAACCCAGGGCAACGUGACUGACCCUGUCAAUCGACUUGGACUGAGUUCCCUAAUCUCCAAGACCGAAUCUGGGAGAGACUCGAGCGUGCAGUUGACUUUACCUCACGCCCACUCUUUCCCUCCGAUACCCAAGACAACUCUGCGAAAUUUCAAGCGAGACAAAGUUGAUAACUUUGUUGGAGAGAUUAUCGAAGCCUUACAAGAUGAUGAAACUUCGCGACGGGAGUUUGGUAUAGAGGGUCGAGUCGCGUUCUACGACCGCACGAACUCAACCUUGCUGGAUGACAGCCUGGAACAGAUGCGUCUCAAUGACGCACCUGACGCGCCCCAUCAACCACCAAACACCAAUCGCCGGGAAGGCGGAAGAAAAAGAAGGGGGAAACAGGUGGCACAAAGUCAGAUGAUGGCACAUCCAGGAUGGCGACGCAAUCGCCGGGCCGAUCAGUUCUGUGUUCACCUCGUGGCUGACGAGCGCCAGAUACCAGUUUAUGUAGUGGAGUUCAAAGCACCUCAUGAAUUAAAGGUCGCUGAACUUGUUGUUGGCUUUCGUGAGAUGGACCUGGGGCGCGAUAUUAUCAAUCAGGAAGGGGACACAUUCGAGUGUCAUGCUACUACUCUUGCUGCUGUGUCUGCUUAG
Aspergillus bombycis is the source of this 771-nucleotide messenger RNA. RefSeq lists its product as uncharacterized. Bases 1 to 771 code for a protein of 256 amino acids. The transcript is spliced from 2 exons. NCBI's taxonomy places the organism in Eukaryota, Fungi, Ascomycota, Eurotiomycetes, Eurotiales, Aspergillaceae. The record is from RefSeq and is a predicted model, not a curated record.